This is a messenger RNA of Diversispora eburnea, 234 nucleotides long. Lineage: Eukaryota; Fungi; Glomeromycota; Glomeromycetes; Diversisporales; Diversisporaceae. The record is from the annotation of a GenBank genome assembly.
AUGUCUAAUAAAGUCAUAUUACAAACAAAAGAAGAUUAUGAUGAAGAUUCAUCUUCAGAUGAAAACAGUGUAAAUUUAUCUUCAGAUAAGAAUAAUGAAAUUUUAAUUUUAGAUACAUAUAGUUUUAUCCAUUUAAGUGUGGGAGGAAGGGGAGAAAUUGAUACUAAAGAUAUUCCUGAAACACCAAAUUUAAGAUUUAGUUUACUUCUUUCACCUUUAUCAUUAAAUUUUUGA